This is a messenger RNA of Emericellopsis atlantica, 1647 nucleotides long. RefSeq names its product glycosyl transferase family 64 domain-containing protein. Lineage: Eukaryota; Fungi; Ascomycota; Sordariomycetes; Hypocreales; Bionectriaceae. The transcript has 2 exons. Gene Ontology annotation, cellular component: membrane. Gene Ontology annotation, molecular function: glycosyltransferase activity. The record is from RefSeq and is a predicted model, not a curated record. The coding region runs from base 18 to 1358 and encodes 446 amino acids.
AUGGAGCCUGCUAAGGUAUGGGACUGGACCCCUUGUCUACUAGCGGUCUCGUAAAGAAAGGAACAAUUCGAGGCAACCUUACGGACCUUCGUGCUCUUCCUCCCUGGUCUUAUCAUCGACGGCAAAGGGAUUCUAAAAUACGGAUACCUGACCUGGUCUGGAAUUUACUGUCCCGGACUCCCGCUCCCCUCCACCCCAUCCAUCCCUUUUCGCCCACUCCGUCCUGCGUUGACGAUUCCUCAUCCUUCUUUCUUCUCGAUCCCUCCCUCACCGUUUGGCUCGACGGACUCGAAACUGCUGCGCAACCUCACAUCCCAAUCGCCGCGACAGACAUGGCGCCGCAACCUGUGAGCGGCGGUAUCCUGAACCCGCGCAACCUCAAGCGCGUGGGUGUCGGUGCCGUCAUCUUCUUCACGACCAUCAUCUUCAUCACCAUCCUCACACGCAUCUUUGGCGGGACCGUCGCGCCCGAGGUGCACUUUCCUCAAAAGUUCCUCAACAGCAUAGGCCAGCACCAGUCCUGCGUGUCGCGCGAAGGCGACCAAAAUCCGCUCACGGCCCUCGACGCAAAAUAUGCCCAUCUGAGCGACGACAAGUUCACAAUUGCCAUGCAGACAUACAAGCGUCCCAAGGAGCUCCAGGCCACGAUCAAGGCCCUUACGGAUCGCACUGAACGCAUUCCCUCGCUCGAAGAACUCGUCGUUGUCUGGAACAAUCUCGAAGAGGAGCCCCCCAAGGACUACGUCUCCAAGUCCGGCGUCCCCAUCCGCUACCGCAUGUCCGCCCGCAACAGCCUCAACGAGAAGCUCAUCCCCGACCCGGCCUACAAGACCAAGGCGAUCCUGCUGACCGACGAUGACGUCUACUACGAGCCCGAUGACCUCGAGUUCGUCUUCCAGUCGUGGCGCAAGUUUGCCCAGUACCGUCUCGUCGGCGCCCUCCCCCGUUGCUCCGAGAUGCGCGACGGCGAGUGGAAGUACGAGUUCUGCACCAACAAGUCCGGCCAGAAGCACUACUCCAUGAUCCUCACCAACCUGUGCUUCUCGCAUAUUGCCUUCCUCGACUACUACUCGUCCGACGCGCCCGAGGCCGUCAAGAUCCGCGACUACAUUGACGAGCACUUCAACUGCGAGGACAUUGCGCUCAACUAUCUCGCGUCGAGUCUCACCGGAUGGGGCCCCCUCGAGGCCAACGGCUUCGACCGCUACCGCAACAUGGACCCCUCCGAGGGUAUCAGCCGCAAGCCUGGCCACCUCGAGGCGCGAAGCCAGUGCCUCAAUGACUUUGUCGACAUCUUUGGCUGCCAGCCUCUGGUGGACGAGACAUCGCACAUUGUCCGCGGUCUUUCCGUGCUGUAAAAGCAAGAGUCUGAUCUAAUUCUUUCUUUCUUCCUUGUCAAAAUUGCAUAGGCCCGCGUGCAGGGCACCGUUUGUCUUCGCAUACGCAUUUACACUAGGGCGGCGUUCUGUUCUGUUUUGGUAUUUCUUCCCGUCUUAACGAAAUUGGCGUGGAAUAUAGACUCGGUUGCUGGACAUAGGAAGGGGGGUAUGUACUGUCACUUUUCACGUUUGGGUCGAGAUGAGCGUAUGAAUCUAUUGUCUGAUUGAAGUUGAUAUGGAUAUGGAUUAAUUGACCUAAUUUACUCCA